CCACUCCAAAUCUCUAUCUCUAUGAUUCCUUGUCUUGUCUCUAUGCUUGUGUCUGUCAAUGUUGGUCUAUCUCUCUGACAGGGAGCACCGUAGCUGCUGAGCCUCAGUCCUCCUCUAGGCACUGUCCCCAUCCUUGUCCCGAAUCUCCCUCUCCACCUCUUCUGGUAGUUUCAGCCGCUGCCUUUCUCCCACCCACCACCUUGGCCAUGCUGCACGCCGAGGGGCACGCUCUCCUGCGGGCAGUGGGGCAGGGGAAGCUGCGCUUGACUCGGUUGCUCUUAGAGGGAGGUGCUUACGUGAAUGAGGGCGACGCGCAGGGGGAGACUGCACUGAUGGCUGCCUGUCGGGCCCGCUAUGACGACCCCGAGAACCGGGCCCGCAUGGUACGCUACCUACUGGAGCAGGGCGCUGACCCCAACAUAGCCGACCGGCUAGGGCGCACAGCUCUCAUGCACGCCUGCGCCGGAGGUGGAGGAGCCGCAGUAGCCACCCUUCUCCUAGCCCACGGCGCUGACCCCUCGGCCCGAGACCACGCCGGCGCCUCAGCUUUAGUGCACGCGUUGGACCGCGGUGAUCGCGAGACCCUCUCAGCCUUGCUGGAAGCCUGCAAAGCCAAGGGCACUGAAGUCAUCAUCAUCACUACGGACACUUCCCCUUCUGGCACCAAGAAGACCCGGCAAUAUCUCAAUUCCCCUCCCUCCCCUGGGAUCGAAGAUCCGCCCACCCCAGUUCCAACCCCAGGGGUCUGCAUGUCGCCUUCAGAAAUCCAACUGCAGACUGGAGGGGGAGGAAAAGGAGUGCUGUCUCCCCGGGCCCAAGAGGAGGAGGAAAAGCGGGACGUAUUCGAAUUCCCUCUCCCUAAACCCCCAGACGAUCCAGCUUCCUCCGAUUCCCUCCCCAAACCACCCCGCCACCCUCCACCUAAACCGCUCAAGAGGCUCAACUCAGAGCCUUGGGGGCUAGUUGCCCCUCCGCAACCGCUCCCGCCAGCCGAGGGGCGACCAGCGACUGACCGACUGAUUGCCGAAUUUAACGGCCUGGCGCUGACUAGUCGUCCCCGGCUCUCACGGCGUCACAGCACCGAGGGACCUGAGGAACCACCCCCGUGGGCUGAAAAAGUGACAGGUGGAGGGGCCCUUUCUCGGCGCAAUACGGCGCCAGAGGCCCAGGAAUCGGCUCCCCUGCCUGGGCUGAAGCAGAAGCUGAGCCGCAUGGAGCCUGUGGAGCUAGACGGCCCCGGUCACCUAUGCCCAGACUCUCCGGACUCCAGUCGCUUGUCUCUUGAGCGCCGCCGGUACAAUGCUUCUCCGCUGACACUGCCUUCGGCAGGCUCAGUUACUUCACCUGGGCAGUCCCAAGAAAGCCUUCCUGGGGCCGUAUCUCCUCUGAGUGGGCGGAGACGGAGUCCUGGGCUUCUGGAAAGGAGGGGCUCUGGGACUUUGCUCCUGGACCACAUCUCCCACACCCGGCCAGGCUUCCUGCCACCACUCAAUGUCAGUCCUCACCCUCCCAUCCCAGACAUUCGCCCUCUACCAGGGUGCCGGGCCCCAUCUCUCCCUGCUCCUCAUCAUUCCGGGGGACUUGGGUCUCCCAGGGCCAAGAGGAAAUUAGUGAGACGUCACUCCAUGCAGACAGAGCAAAUUAGACAGCUAGGGGGAUUCCAGAGUCUAGGGGGACCAGGAGAACAAGGGCGUUGAGGGGAUAAGAGGAGCUAGGAAUGACGUAGAUAAGGCUAUGACAGGGCAGGUGGGGCCACCGGCUCACAGACACCAUGCACACACAUACUAGAGGUCACUUGUAUUUUGCUCAUAGGCACUGCAUGGUGCAAUCUUGGUAGAGAUGCACAUGUUCAGGGGCACAGAGCACUUUACUGGAAAGGUCACCAGGCAUUCACAUGUACUGGGCAGUCACACAUCUAAGGGUCAUGUAUGUGGCUGAUGCAACUGUGCACUUGCAAGUGAGAUCAGUGUAAGCUCACAGGCAUUAUGCACUUGCAUGCACCAUAAGGUCAAAGGUGCUCAUUGGCACAAGGGCCCCCAAACAUACUUGCACUUGUUCAUGGGCAGUGAGAUGACCUGCCAAUAACUAGUGCCUAACCUAACACCCUUCUCCACUCCAAAAAGAAAAAAAAAGAAAAAAGAAAAAAAAAAGAUCCUUACCAUUCCCUUACCUUCUGUGCUUGCAAUGAUUUAUUUCUAUUUAUUUAGGUACAGUGGCACAUGCCCUAUAAUGCAUUUUUUACACACCCAAUUCCAGUGGGAAUGUUGACUCUUUGGGGAUCCCUUUUAACCCACCUACUUGACUGGGUUCUCUGAUCCUCUGCUCUCCCUCUCCUACUUCCCAACCUCACACAACUUGGGAAAAUACUGCUUUCCAGCCCUCUUGCUGCACCCAGUUCUGCUGCUUCCCUCAUUGCUCCUUCAACUCUUCCCUCCUUUCCUCUACAAGCCCAGAUACUUCCUUACCCCAAAGCAAUUCAAUAUAUCAGGUUGUCUUGUCUUCCCAGGAGAAGUGGGGCAUGCAGUUCAAACUGCUCUUUUAUGAGCUUCUGUUCUCCCCAAGGCAGAGGAGGACAAUGAUCUUAAUCCCCCACUUGACAUAUCAAAAUAAAGGUGUUCAGAAGUCUCCACCAUGUCUCUCCACUCACUUGGGAGGAGGGGAUGGGACGGGCAAUGCUGAUCCAAAUCUUGAUCAUAACUUCUAUCAUCAGUGGAAAGCCCUGGAAUCAUGGUAGAGAAAAAGUUAGCCUUCAUCUCCUCAUCUUUAAAUCUCAGUUCUUUUCCUCUGUCUCUCCUUUGGAUCCCAAGGAUCCAUCUAUCUAUCUCAGGUUCACCGAACCAUAAACAUGUCGAUUUUAGUGCUCUAAGGUUAACAAAGUGCUUUUUAUCUCAAAACAACACCACGAGAAGCGUAGAGCCACUGUUAUGCCCAUUUUAGAGAUGAG
Molecule: messenger RNA, 2944 nt
Organism: Gracilinanus agilis (Agile Gracile Mouse Opossum)
Lineage: Eukaryota; Metazoa; Chordata; Mammalia; Didelphimorphia; Didelphidae
Gene: ANKRD34A
Product: ankyrin repeat domain 34A
Exons: 1
Coding region: 207-1697 (496 amino acids)
Molecular function (GO): protein binding
Source: RefSeq, a predicted model, not a curated record